Molecule: messenger RNA, 711 nt
Organism: Paramecium tetraurelia
Lineage: Eukaryota; Ciliophora; Oligohymenophorea; Peniculida; Parameciidae
Exons: 2
Source: RefSeq, a predicted model, not a curated record
AUGAAUAAAUUACCACUUGAAAUACUAAAGUAGUUUGAACACAAUCUAACUGCUCAAUCUACUACAUUCAGACACUAAAAUCUUAUGAAAACUCAAUUCCCUAUUUAAAAAAGGAAAAAGUCAAGGAGUCAAUUUCACAGUUGUAUUCUGCAGCCAAAAACGAACAAAUAGACUUUGAGGAGAAAAAGUUGUUGCUGCAAUGAAUGUGGAUAAUUGGGAACUUUUGAAUAUAAAUGCAUGAAUAUUAAAGGACCCAAACCUUAUAGGAGAUCCAUAUUCACAAGAAGGACUUCAAAUCAACAAGUAUCAUCUGCUUAGCCUAAGUCAGUUUAGAGGAACAGAUAGUAACUCAAGAAAAUAAACACAUACGAUGAAAGUAGGUUGAAUCAACUUACAGAAGCUAAUAAGACUCCUUUCACAAUGAGGGUGAUCUAAGGAUCAAUGACAAAAUUACAUUCUUAUUUCCAUAAACAAUAGCAGUAAUAGAUAAAAGUUUAUUAACUGAAUCAACUCACUCCUGGUUGCUCCCCAAAGCACUUGAAAUAGCAAAAAAGUUUGCCAUAAUUAUAUUCAUAUUUGAAUUAUAGAAAACUUGAUUGCUAAUUAUUAAAACCCUUAAAAUUAGAUUAAUAACCAAAACAAAGUUCAUAAUUAUAAUUAUUUCACAGAACAAAAUAACACAAAACCUUGUAAACAGUAGUUCAAUUCUGA